Caenorhabditis remanei is the source of this 375-nucleotide messenger RNA. RefSeq lists its product as uncharacterized. NCBI's taxonomy places the organism in Eukaryota, Metazoa, Nematoda, Chromadorea, Rhabditida, Rhabditidae. The transcript has 4 exons. Bases 1 to 375 code for a protein of 124 amino acids. The record is from RefSeq and is a predicted model, not a curated record.
AUGUGCGUAACAAGACCAAGUUUGAGAACAGCUCGGAGGUCAAGACAUAUACCAACUGACCCAAAUGAAGAAAGUCCUCCUGAUUACUGGAGCAAGUUAGCACAUUCUAACUUCAGAUCAACUGUCUUCGAGAAUCGUGUCCACGUGUGGGUGCUUCCAUUAAGUCUCUCGCAAUCAAAAUAUGGCGGUAGAAAGAUGCCAUCAUCUGCUUGCACUUUGAUUACGGUUCAGAUUGCUCACGAUUUCAUGACACAAAACAUCCGUCUUCCAUCAACUUUUCCUCAAAUUUCACAAAACCUUCCAGCAGCUGUUCUCGACGUUCUUAUCAAUGCAAUCGUCGAUGGAAAUGAUACUCAUGAGAAGCAAUGGCGAUGA